AUGAAAAGACAGCUUGAUUUGACAUGGAGCAAUAUCGAGCCAAACUUGCAAACAAUCUUGGGCUCCAACUUCAACAAUGCUCAAUCUCCAAAAUUACAUAUGGAGACCUACACUGCUGUUUAUAAUUUCUGUUUGAGAAUGUCUCUAACUACAAACCAAUCACCAAGCUCAUUUAACUCUUUGAUUCUUGGUUACGACCAAGUCAUAUUCCAAUUAUACACAAAUGUCAGGGACUAUCUUGCUGAGUACGUCAAUAAUUUACAAAUCCAACCAGACGAGAACUUUUUACAAUUUUAUGUCAGAACCUGGUCAAGAUUCAAUAUCGGUUCUGCUUAUCUAAACCACAUUUUCGAUUAUCUUAAUCGAUACUGGUUAACCAAGCAAAAAACCGAUUACGCUAACGAUAUCUCUGAUAUAAAUACUUUAUGUUUAGUUCAAUGGAGAGAUUAUAUGUUCAAUCCAAAUUCCCGGGUUUUAAUCGACGAAAUUUUAAACCAAAUUGAAUUGCAAAGAAAUAAUCAUUAUAUCGAUACUUCUAUCUUAUCAAAGGCUAUCAGUUCAAUGGUUUUAUUAGGGAUAAAUAAUAAUACCACAUUAUCUCUUUAUAUUGACUGCUUUGAAAGUGUGUUUUUAGAAAGAACUGCUAAAUUUUACGACAACGAAUCAAAUGACUACUUAAAACACCACAAUGUAAUUGACUAUAUGAAAAAAGCCGAAAGCAGAAUCAAUGAAGAAAUCUCAAGAUUAUUCUAUUUAGAUGAUCAUACAAAGCCUUUAUUAAUUGAAACUCUCGAUAAAAGUUUGAUUAAAAAACACGCUGAAGAAUUAUAUAUUGAAUUUGAUAAUUUAUUAGCCACGAACGAUAACGAAAAUGUCCAUAGAAUGUACACUUUGCUAAAAAGAGUUCCUGAUACUUUGACUGUAUUGGCAAAUUUAUUCCAAAAUUAUGUUAAAAGAGAGGGCCUUAAAGAAGUUUUAAAUAUCAAAAACAAUAGCGCCACUACUGGUAAUGGUCCAGUCAAUGCCAAGUUAUACGUCAAAGUUUUAAUCAAAGUCUAUUUGAAAUAUAAAAGCAUUGUUAGGGAAGCCUUUGAAGACUAUCACACUUUUACUAAAGCAUUGGAUGAGUCCUGCAGAGAUUAUAUCAAUUUCAACUCAAUCGCAUCACCAAGAGUGAAUUUCAAUAAUACAGGAAACCUAGGAAAUUUAGGUAACUCCAAGACUCCUGAAUAUUUAGCUAAAUAUGCAGACAUGUUAUUGAAAAAGAAAAACAAAGAAAGUGAUAUCACUAAUAAUAUGAGCGAGGACGAUAUUAUGAUUAUUUUCACGUUUUUAAAUGAUAAAGAUGCAUUUGAGAUCCAUUAUAGAAAAUUGUUGGCUAAAAGAUUAAUAUACGGAACAUCUUCAAAUUUAGAAGCAGAGGAAAGCUUAAUUACAAGAUUGCAAAGAGAAAACUCGAUUGAAUAUACAUCAAAAAUGACCAAAAUGUUCCAAGAUAUGAAGGCGUCAGAAAACCUCAAAAACGAAUUUUUUGAUAAAGUGACAAAAAUACCAAAUAAGGAUGAGAUUAUAAAGGAUUUCAAUCCAUACAUUUUAUCAGAGACGAUGUGGCCAUUUAAACCAUACAAGUACAAUUUCAAGCUUCCUGAAGAAUUGGAGCCCACACAUGAUUUGUUGGAAUCGUUAUAUACGAUGAAACACUCGGGAAGAUUUGUCAAAUGGAUCUGGAAUUUAUGUAGGGGAGAAGUUAAGGCCAAUCUAUCAAGAUCGGGCAAACCGCCAUUUAUGCUAACAAUGUCGCUAUUUCAAAUGUCUAUAAUAUUGCCGUUUAAUAAGAAACCAACAUAUACAUUCAAGGAGCUCUUGGAUAUUACCGAAUUGCCCUCUGAGCAAUUAGCAGGAAACAUUACGCCAUUUGUCACAUUGAGAUUAUUGAAUCAAAGCCCACCAAAUGCAAUCAACCCAGACACCAAAUUCACAGUGGUCAAGGAGUAUCGAUCAAAAAGAAUGAGAGUCAAUUUUGCUGCCAACAUUCGAAUUGAACAAAAGCAAGAAGAGGAAGACACUGCAAAGGAGAUAUCCGACGACAGACGACUCUUCUUGAAGGCCUGCAUUGUUAGAAUCAUGAAGGCUAGAAAGACAUUGAAACAUGUCACAUUAUUGACUGAAGUGAUCAACCAGUCCCACUCUCGAUUUAAUGCUCAACCAAACGACAUCAAAAAGUGCAUUGACGACCUAAUUGAGCGUGCAUACCUCAAGAGACAAGAUGGCAACAAUGACGUCUACGAAUACCUUGCCUAG
Molecule: messenger RNA, 2301 nt
Organism: Ascoidea rubescens DSM 1968
Lineage: Eukaryota; Fungi; Ascomycota; Saccharomycetes; Ascoideales; Ascoideaceae
Gene: CDC53
Product: cullin CDC53
Exons: 2
Coding region: 1-2301 (766 amino acids)
Biological process (GO): protein ubiquitination; SCF-dependent proteasomal ubiquitin-dependent protein catabolic process
Cellular component (GO): SCF ubiquitin ligase complex
Molecular function (GO): ubiquitin protein ligase binding
Source: RefSeq, a predicted model, not a curated record